This is a messenger RNA of Aphanomyces astaci, 1335 nucleotides long. RefSeq lists its product as hypothetical. The coding region runs from base 1 to 1335 and encodes 444 amino acids. The record is from RefSeq and is a predicted model, not a curated record. The transcript is spliced from 3 exons. Lineage: Eukaryota; Oomycota; Saprolegniomycetes; Saprolegniales; Verrucalvaceae.
AUGACGAUUCCCAACCGCGACCUACACCUGACCAACAUCGGCAAUCUGGCCCAGGCACUCUUGACGACCGCGGCCAACCUGAACAUGGAGGUCGACCACUUAACCCGGCAGCCGCCGACCGGCGACGGACAGACGGGAUCGGAGGACUGGCAACAGCAACGCACGGAAAUGGAGACGGAACUGGCCCGCUUGCGAGAGACGAAUGCACAUCAACGCACACAGCUAGCGGACUACCAUCGUGUAUACAACGAAAACAAGGCCAGUCACGAGUUAUUGGAGUCGCGCGUCCAAGAACUCCUGAAGAGAUGGUCCAACGACGUAGCCAACCGAGACCAACAACUUCGCAUCCGAUCCGUACACCGGUUCUGGAACUGGCUGGGAAAGACAUGUGCCAUGGUGAACCCCAAGAGCGUGACCGUCUUGUGUGAAGCGUACAGCGUCCUGUUGAGGGAGGGAGCCCCGACUGCACCCCAAACGAAUGACAUCGUCAAAAUUCCUCCGUUCACCGCCAAGGCUUCUGCACCCGUUUACGCGCCGGCGCAGUCACGGCCCUUGACACCGCAGCCAUCACGCCCGAACGGGAAAAGUGCGGCCGAACGGGAAGUGUCUUCAAGCGGCGCCGGCGACGACGGACGCCCCUCGAAGAGAGCAAAAUCCACCCCCGUAUCUCCGAAACUUAAGCCUUCGGGCAACGAGUUCAAGCGUAUUUCAAAGAACCCGAGAACCUCCCUCAGUCAGCAUCCCUCAGUACAGUCCGUACCCGGCUUCACGCAAGAGAUGUUGGACGUUUACGAGGAGGUACGAGCGACGAAGCUCUGGGAACGUUAUCGGCGGGUCGGAUCAAUUCUCCCAGACCGAGACGGCCCAGAGGGGCAACACGUGCGUCGGUUUAACACAAGCGUGGCCACCUUUUGGGACCGGUACGGGCAACAACUCUGGGAGCGGACUUACGCCCCGUUCGGCAACGCCAACCAUCUGGAACCCCUGUUCCAUCAGGUCUUUAACCUCCAUGUCGAGUUGCAGCUCUUGAUCAACAACACCGACUACGACGACACCCUUGUCCACUUCCUGUGCUUCCCGCACCCGGCUUGGCCAGUCUUGUCACUCAACCCGCCAACGCCAAAGAAGAUCCUAGCGGGCGACCCAGGGUGGAGCGCCAUCGUGAUGGACUACUGGGUGAAUCGAUCGGUUCGAUUCUGGCCCGAAGUUCCGCCGAUCCCGCACUCGGGAAAGACAGGGAACGAAGUUUGGUACCGGCUUGGGCGACUGUAUCGAGGAACUUCAUCGACGCGGGGUGCCCAUGGCGUAACAAACCGUACCCUUUCGUGUCAGUGA